This is a messenger RNA of Daucus carota subsp. sativus, 2835 nucleotides long. RefSeq lists its product as uncharacterized. NCBI's taxonomy places the organism in Eukaryota, Viridiplantae, Streptophyta, Magnoliopsida, Apiales, Apiaceae. The coding region runs from base 1 to 2835 and encodes 944 amino acids. The record is from RefSeq and is a predicted model, not a curated record. Gene Ontology annotation, molecular function: zinc ion binding; nucleic acid binding. The transcript is spliced from 4 exons. Gene Ontology annotation, biological process: DNA integration.
AUGGAAACAAGAUUUAUGCGUAUAAUCGAUGAAUUAACUCAACUCGGAAAGAACUAUACUCAAAACGAAAAGAAUCGUCGGGUUCUUAAAUCUUUGCCUCCGAGUUGGAAAGUUAAAGUUACUACGAUCAAAGAGAUGCACAAUCUCAAUGAUUACCACAUCGAUAACUUAUUCGGGAACCUUCGUGCCUACGAAGAAGAUAAUGUUCCGGAUAAGGUCAUUCCUAAAGUGGAAGACAAAAAGAAAAAUAUGGCUUUGAAGUCCAUCUUAAUCGAUGAAGAUGAAAACGACGAAGAGUUGAACGAAGAACUCCGAGUUGAACGAAGAACUCCAAAAUCUCGACGAAAGCCAAAUUACUCUCAAAAUUAUACUCCUAACAAUAAGAGUAGUUAUCCUACCACGGGCUAUAACAAGGGCAAAAUCAAUCAAAGUCCCAAUGGUUAUAAUAAUGCCAAUAACAAUGGUACUUACACUCCUCCUAAGCCAAAAGAACAAAAUCCGGAGGAAACACCUAAUGUGUGUUUUGAGUGUAAGCAACCCGGUCACUUUAAACGGGAAUGUCCUAAGCUCUCUAAGGGACGAAUUCUCGUGGCCGAAAAUGGUUGGGAUUUAAGUGAAGAUGAAGAAACUUCGGAAGCUACGGAAGAAGUGGUUAACUUGUGUUUAAUGGCUCUCGAGGAUGAUUCUUCGUCAUCGGACAUCUCCACUUCAAAUGAUGAGGUAAGCUCUCGUACUAAACUUUUACAUAAUAUGCAUCUUUUUAAUGACUCUUCGUUAAACUUGCUAGAUAUGAGUAAAAGUGAUUUGAUUGAUUUGUUGGUUGAAAUGAAUGAAAGAAAUAAUAGUGUAAAUCAACAUACCCUCUCUCGGAUUAGUGAAUUAAAUCUUAAACACGAGGAGGAAGUCUCAUCUUUAUGUGAACAAAACGAUUUCUUGAAAAAUGAAAACAACAAGUAUAAGGAUGUUGUUACAAAGCUAGAAAUCGAAAAUAUAUCCUUAGUGUUGAACACCGAAGAAUUAGAAAACGAGAAGUUACAAUUAAAUGAAAACACUCGUAUGCUUCAUGUUGACUUACUAAACUUAAAAAUUCAAAAUGAGUCAUUGGCUCAAGGUAAGUCAAAUUCGGUUGUUCAAAAGGAUAAUGAUGAAUUGGUUCAUGCCUUAAGUGAAAAAGAUGAAAUAUUCGAGUUGGAAACUCAAAGGCUUAAAGAUGAACACUCCAAGAUCUUAGCUCAAGUUAUGGAUCAAGAAAGGAUUCUUAACGACAAAAUUAAUAUUUUGAGCAAAGAAACAGAUGAUCUUGAGAGAACAAUUCAAAAGUUCACAAAAGGGAAUGAGUUGUUAGAUAAAAUGGUACAUUCGAAAAUAUCAUAUAACCAUGAAGGUUUAGGAUAUGAUAAAAAUGUUCAACCUAAGAAGUUUGUACAAGGAAAGAAACAAACUACUUUUGUCCCCGCUACACCAAAGUACAAAUGCUCUUAUUGCAAUAAAGAUGGACAUACGGUUGAAUAUUGCAAGAUAAAGAAUGGUGAGAUUAAGGGGAAGUAUAUGUGGGUUCGUAAAGGAACUAAGCCAUAUACAAAGGUUGAUCGUUUUGUACCAAAUAACUAUGUUGAUGGCACUCAAAGAAAACCAAAGUUUAGUUAUGUUCAAAAACCCAUUGCUUAUCAAAAUAGAAAUUCGGGGUAUAAGGUGUGCCUUGUUACUAAACGAGACAUGUGGUAUCUUGAUAGUGGUUGUUCGAGACAUAUGACCGGUAAUAAGUCACUCUUGAAAAGCAUUAGAAAGGUCACCGCUGGAAGUGUCACGUUUGGAGAUAGUAGCAAGGGGAGUAUCAUUGGUAUUGGCGAUAUCGGGAAUGAACAUUUCAAGAUUGCUAAUGUACAACUAGUUACGGGACUUAAGUAUAAUCUUCUCUCCAUUAGUCAACUUUGCGACAAUGGAUAUAAGAUUCAAAAUCAACAAAACAAUACCAUUGUCUAUAUAAGGACUGACCAUGGUAAGGAAUUUGAGAAUUCUAGUUUCACUACGUUUUGUGAGGAUAAUGGAAUAACUCACAAUUUCUCGGCUCCAUACACACCUCAGUCUAAUGGAGUUGUAGAAAGGAAAAAUAGGACUUUACAAGAAAUGGCAAGUACUAUGCUUAAUGAAUAUCGUCGUCCUAAAUAUUUUUGGGCCGAAGCUAUGUCUACUGCUUGUCAUAUUCUAAAUCGAGUCUUAUUACGUCCUAUGACACAAAAGACUCCCUAUGAGAUUUAUUUUGGAAAAACUCCUAAGGUUAGUUAUUUUAAAGUUUUCGGGAGUAAAUGCUUUAUCUUAAAUUCGAAGGAUUACCUUACUAAAUUUGAUCCUAAGUCAAGUGAAGGUAUAUUCCUUGGUUAUUCGACCAAUAGUAAAGCAUAUCGUGUAUUUAAUCUUAAAACUCUUGUGGUGGAAGAAUCUAUGAAUGUUGCUUUUGAUGAAUCAAAACCACCCUCGAAGUAUAUUGAUCUUGUUGAUAAAGAAGACGCCGAAACGGAUGGUGUCGAAGAUGUUAUUCGACAAUUCGAAAAUAUGGAUAUGGGUAUUUCCCCUCCUAAUAAUCCAUUAGAAUUGUUGCAAACCGAAGAUGAACUUCCUAAAGAGAUUCCAUUGAUAAGAAGUCAUCCCUUAGAUAAUGUUUUAGGGGAUUUGACGAAAGGAGUUCAAACCCGGUCACAAGUUCAAAAUGUAGUAAAUCAUCUAAGUUUUCUUUCGCAAAUCGAGCCUAAAACUGCUAAAGAGGCUUUGCUAGACGAGGAUUGGAUAUCCGCAAUGCAAGAUGAAUUAACACAAUUCACUCGUAGCAAAGUUUAG